Molecule: messenger RNA, 1053 nt
Organism: Physcomitrium patens
Lineage: Eukaryota; Viridiplantae; Streptophyta; Bryopsida; Funariales; Funariaceae
Product: very-long-chain (3R)-3-hydroxyacyl-CoA dehydratase PASTICCINO 2A
Biological process (GO): fatty acid elongation; very long-chain fatty acid biosynthetic process; sphingolipid biosynthetic process
Cellular component (GO): endoplasmic reticulum membrane
Molecular function (GO): 3-hydroxyacyl-CoA dehydratase activity
Source: RefSeq, a predicted model, not a curated record
UAGGGGAGGCCCCUGUUCCCAAAAUACCUUGUUCCUCAGUUUAUUUGUUUGUUAGUGUGUUAGUUUGUACUGUAUUGUAGUGCAGUGCUGGGCUCCUCUGCUUCCUUGCUGGUGAGAUAGAUAGCUUCGGAGGGGUCCGCCAUGGGGCUUGCGCGUGCCUACCUCGCCGUCUACAACUGGGUAUUGUUCGCUGGAUGGUCGCAGAUUCUGUACUCUGCAGUCUUUGCGUUGUACACACGAGGCCCUCCUGCCGUGUACGAAGCUGUGGAGAAGCCUCUCCAAAUAUGGCAGACAGCUGCCCUGCUUGAGAUAUUCAACAGUAUUGUAGGGAUCACAAGCUCUCCGGUCACAGCCACGCUGCCACAGAUUUCAUCGCGUGUUUUCAUCACAUGGGGUGUUCUGUUCAGUUUCCCCCAAGUGAGGGAUCACUGGUUGGUGACGUCGUUGAUCCUCAGUUGGGCUGUUACAGAGGUCAUCCGAUACUCAUUCUUCGGUCUGAAAGAGGUGUUCGGAUCACCACCCCGCUUUCUUCUCUGGCUAAGGUACACUACUUUCUACGUCUUAUACCCCACUGGCAUCUGCAGUGAGGCCGGUCUGAUCUUCGUUGCUUUGCCGUUCAUGAAGGAAACCGGUCUUUACUCUCUGCGCAUGCCAAACAAGAUGAACUUUGGCUUCGAUUAUUAUUACGCAUCGAUCUUGGCUAUCCUUGCUUAUAUCCCAGGAAGCCCGGGGAUGUACUCGCAUAUGAUUCGUCAACGAAAGAAGGCUUUGGGUGCAAAGCCGAAGUCUGUAAAAGAGACAUAGGCAUGUAGAAAGAUUCAUGGAAUGCUUCUACUACUGGAUAGCAAUGUUGGUUUAUCUAGCACAGAAUUCCGUGGUAGUUUUUGGAUUACUACCUAUACGAGGUGGUUAUUUAUCAGGAUCAUAAGCAACGCGACUGUGAGUUGCUUGUGUCAGCUGUGUCAGAAUGAUUUACUAAUUGUCAGAAUUUGGUAUAUUUCAAUUGACCACAUUAUUCGCACCAACUGCAAUAAAUGAUUUCUUGCACCCGCA